This is a messenger RNA of Elephantulus edwardii (Cape elephant shrew), 429 nucleotides long. RefSeq names its product tetraspanin 31 (gene TSPAN31). The annotation marks the transcript as partial. NCBI's taxonomy places the organism in Eukaryota, Metazoa, Chordata, Mammalia, Macroscelidea, Macroscelididae. Gene Ontology annotation, cellular component: membrane. The transcript is spliced from 4 exons. The record is from RefSeq and is a predicted model, not a curated record.
ACUUCAGUCUCCAGAGCUGGGAAGAUGAUUUGUGGAGGCUUUGCUUGCUCCAAGAAUGCGCUGUGCGCCCUCAACGUAGUCUACAUGCUGGUGGGAUUAUUGCUCAUUGGAGUGGCUGCUUGGGGGAAGGGCCUUGGUCUGGUGUCCAGCAUCCACAUCAUUGGAGGAGUCAUUGCUGUGGGAGUCUUCCUCCUCCUUAUCGCAGUAGCUGGGCUGGUUGGUGCUGUUAACCACCACCAAGUUCUGCUCUUUUUUUACAUGAUCAUCCUUGGUUUUGUCUUAGUCUUCCAGUUUGGAAUUUCUUGCUCAUGCCUGGCUAUUAACAGAAGCAAACAGACAGAUCUCAUCAAUGCUUCUUGGUGGGUCAUGAGCAACACAACCCGGGAUGAACUGGAAAGAAGUCUUGAUUGUUGUGGCUUGUUCAACCUC